GAGAGAGAGAGAGACCUAAAAUCAAAAGACAAAAGGCGACUCGUAAGUAGUCACUGCACUCUCUCUCGCGUCAGCAGCGACCAUGGAGGGAGGAAAGAGCAAGAAGAAAUCUACUGCUAUUACACUGCAACAAUUCAUUUCCACCAUGACUCCCCUUAUCGAUUUGGAAAAAAAAGCUGAGGUUGAGGCCUCAAUCGUUUCAAGCUCGUCCAGGAAUUUGGAUGCUGCUCAGAAGAGGGGCUCUACUAUUCUUAAUUUGAAAUGCGUUGAUGCCCAGUCGGGGCUCAUGGGGAAAACACUUCUCGAGUUUCAGUCCACCAAAGGAGAUGUUCUGCCUGCUCAUAAGUUUGGGACUCAUGAUGUGGUUGUUUUAAAACCAAACAAGGCUGAUUUAGGGUCUCCUUCCCUUGGACAAGGUGUAGUUUAUCGUCUGAAGGACUCGUCAAUUACUGUUGCUUUCGAUGAUAUCCCAGAAGAGGGUUUGAACACUUCUCUGCGUCUUGAGAAAUUGGCGAAUGAGGUGACAUAUCGUAGGAUGAAGGAUGCCUUGAUUCAACUAAGUGAAGGCGUGCAGAAGGGACCUGCUGCUGACUUAAUUCCUGUACUAUUUGGAGAGAGAGCACCACAAAUGUCAAAAAAAGAUGUUGCAUUUUCUCCAAUCAACUCCAACCUUGAUCAGUCUCAGAAAGAUGCAGUUUCGAAGGCACUGUCAUCCAAGAAUGUAUUUCUGUUGCAUGGGCCUCCUGGAACUGGAAAGACCACAACUGUGGUGGAAAUUAUCUUGCAAGAAGUAAAGCGUGGGUCAAAAAUUCUUGCUUGUGCUGCUUCAAAUAUUGCUGUUGACAACAUUGUUGAGCGACUUGUACCUCACAGAGUGAAAUUGGUGAGAUUAGGGCAUCCUGCACGAUUACUACCUCAAGUAUUGGAGAGUGCAUUGGAUGCUAAGGUUCUUCGAGGGGAUAAUAGUUCUCUAGCAAACGACAUUCGCAAGGAAAUGAAGUUACUGAAUGGGAAACUGCUGAAAACCAAAGACAAAAACACAAGGAGGGACAUCAGGAAGGAGCUCAGGAUCCUUUCUAAGGAAGAACGUAAAAGGCAGCAACUAGCUGUGACAGAAGUAAUUAAAAGUGCUGAUGUUAUUUUGACAACUUUGACCGGUGCAUUUUCUCGCAAGCUGGAGAGGAUGUCAUUUGAUUUGGUGAUUAUUGAUGAAGCUGCUCAGGCACUGGAGAUAGCGUGCUGGAUAGCUCUAUUACAGGGUUCAAGGUGCAUACUUGCAGGAGACCAUCUUCAACUUCCUCCAACAAUACAGAGUGUUGAAGCUGAGAAGAAAGGCCUAGGAAGAACUCUUUUUGAACGUCUUGCAGAUUUGUAUGGAGAGGAAGUGAUUUCUAUGCUCACCAUCCAGUAUCGGAUGCAUGAGCUUAUUAUGAACUGGUCAUCUAAAGAGCUUUACAGUAGUAAGAUCAAAGCACAUGCAAGUGUUGCUGCACAUAUGCUUUAUGAUCUUGAAGACGUAAAAAAGUCGUCUUCAACAGAACCAACCCUCCUUCUGAUAGACAUUGCUGGGUGUGACAUGGAUGAAAAGAAGAAUGAAGAAGAUAGCACAAUGAAUGAGGGAGAAGCCAAAGUUGCCAUGGCCCAUGCAAAGAGACUUGUUGAUAGCGGGGUCCAUGCUUGUGAUAUUGGUAUUAUUACCCCUUAUGCUGCACAGGUUGUCUUAUUGAAGAUGUUAAAGAGCAAUGAAAACAAGCUGAAGGAUUUGGAAAUAUCAACAGUUGAUGGCUUCCAAGGACGUGAGAAGGAAGCCAUUAUCAUUUCAAUGGUUCGAUCAAACUCAAAGAAAGAGGUGGGUUUCCUGAGUGACCAUAGGAGGAUGAAUGUGGCUGUGACACGAGCAAGACGACAAUGCUGUCUUGUCUGUGACACUGAAACAGUGACUAGCGAUAGGUUCUUGAAGUGUUUAAUUGAAUACUUUGAGGAGCAUGGUGAAUAUUCAAGUGCUUCAGAGUAUGGAACGGAAUAGGUGAAAGAUUUGGUACUUGGCCAAGAAAAAAUUCAUUGUUCUCCAAAAUGAAAUGACCUGGAUUCCUUUAUUUAUUUUCUUUUGGCAAUCUCAUCUCUGGAAAUUUUCUUUUUAUAUAUACCCUGCUCAUCUCUCUCUCUUAAAUAGAACCCUGCUCAUCUCAUUGUAUGCAUUAUUACAAUAAUCAUACAUAAAAUUACAUUCAUAAAGUAAUUUUCCUGA
Messenger RNA from Malania oleifera, 2248 nucleotides. RefSeq lists its product as uncharacterized. The record is from RefSeq and is a predicted model, not a curated record. The transcript is spliced from 15 exons. Bases 83 to 2026 code for a protein of 647 amino acids. Lineage: Eukaryota; Viridiplantae; Streptophyta; Magnoliopsida; Santalales; Ximeniaceae. Gene Ontology annotation, molecular function: ATP binding; 5'-3' DNA helicase activity; ATP hydrolysis activity.